Mesorhabditis belari is the source of this 234-nucleotide messenger RNA. NCBI's taxonomy places the organism in Eukaryota, Metazoa, Nematoda, Chromadorea, Rhabditida, Rhabditidae. The record is from the annotation of a GenBank genome assembly.
AUGAUUCUUGAUAUCAAAGGAGAAAUCGAUAUAUAUCAUACAGAAGUUUUAUACGAAAUGGAACGAUUUGAGUCGUAUGAGAGAGAAUUGAGAGGAUUUGUUGAAAGAAAUGCCACAGUUAAAUCCGAGUCUUUGUCACGAUUCGAAGCGAUUCUUCGGAUACGACAAUAUUUACCCCAAAAAUCUUUCAACUACACUUAUCGUCGAUUUCGUUUUGGAUGGCCGUUAUUGAAU